GGCUACAUUGACAAUUAUGGAGUCUUGUGGUAAUUGUAAGAAAAAAAGUGUGACUAAAUGUUCAGAAUAUUGCAGUCGAAAACUGUGCAGCGAAUGUAUGCCAACUCGUCAGGAACUGAAGUGUUGUAUGAAAGCUAAACAAAGGUUGCCUGUCAAUUACCUGUGUGACAGUCAUAACAAACUUUACUCAGGAUACUGCACCAUAUGCUGUAAACCAGUAUGCAAAUAAUGUAAAAAACAAGCGGAUCACAUUAUCAUUACUCCAAGGGAAACAGCAGCCAAUAUCAAAGGAGACGUGAACCGUAUGAGGCAAUCUAUUAAAGAUAAGUUUGAUGAUUUAGAACAGAAUAAGACAUUUUGUGUCGAAAAAGAAACAGAGCUACUUAUUUUACAAAAACAAUUUGAAAACAACAAAAUUACGCAAAGACAUAUUCCUUCAUUAAAUGAAUCCAUUGCUACCAGUGAGGAACAAAUCAAGGAACUGAAAAAUAUUUGCCAGAAAAAACACAUAUUACUUACUACAGCUGAAUCAAAUUUAGAAUCCAUUCAACAAGAAGAAUACUCUCUUAGGAUCAUUUCUUCGUGGUUAAAGUUGAGAAGUGCGUUACAAGAUUAUGAUGAAAUAUCGUCACAUAAACAUCAAAUAAGUCAAAAUGUAGUGUUUCAUCCUGAUCUCGAAAACAAAGCAUACCAUAACAGAAAGUUAGAAGUAAACCCAGGACAGAAAGAAAAGUUAUCUCAAUCAAAUGAACAAGUUACAGUUGAGGAACUCGCAUCACAGUUAAGUGCAGUAAAAUUACACGAAGAAGGUGAUCAUCUUAUAGACUCCAAAACAAGCCAGGCACCUUCUAGCGAAGCGUUGAAUGACUGCGACAAGGAAUACUUAAAAGAUUUAAUAAAUGUGCUCUACAAAUUUGCGUGCGAUGUGAAAGUAUCGGAAUUUCAAGAUAGCGAAAAGUCAAUAUUAUUAAAAAAGGUAGAUCCUGGAAUGGAACGUGUCAAGAAACAAGCUGGAUAUAUUCUAACGUUUAUGCUAGAAAAAAGAAAGGAAUGUUUAGAAAGAGAAGAAAAAAUAGAGACUUUAAACCAUCGAUUAGCCAACUCAUCAGAAGAGGAAAUUAGGGCUCAAUUUGAUCAAAAUAUUAAGGCAAAGGACGAACGAUUAACAACAUUCACACAACAGAUUAAAUCAAUGGAAUUGAAAAUGGCAAAACAAAAAGAAGAAAAUAGUUCAAUACGAGGGGAAAUGGAAAAACUAAAAACAGAUACCUUUGAAAAAAUGAAAAAAGUACAACAUCAGAAUGCAAUCUCGUUGAAGUCAUCAGAUAUACGAAUUAGUGAAUUGAUGUUAAGUAUCGCCGAGGAGAAAGAAACAGUUGCUGGGCUGCAAAAAGAGAAGCUUAAUUUACAUAAUCAUAUUAUCAUGAAGGAUAAGGAAAUUCAACGCGUAAUGAGAGAAAAAGAAGACAAAACUUUUAGUAUUGCCGAUGAGAAAGAAAAGGUUGCAUUGCUGCAAAAUGAGAUGCGGAAUUUACAUAAUCAUAUUAUCAUGAAGGAUAAAGAAAUUCAACGCGUAAUGAGAGAAAAGGAGGACAAAAAUUUAAGUUCCUUUCAACAACAUUUGAAACAGCAAAAAGAAAAGGAAAAACAGUUGAUGUUGUUAUUGAAGGAAAAAGAUGACAAGAUAUCCGCUUUACGAAAAGAAAACGAUGACAAAAUACAAGCUUUACAAAAAGAAAAAGACGACUUUCAAACUAGGCUGAGCAGUGUUGCAGGUGAAAAAUUGACCGCAGGAAACCCAGCUAUAACAGAUCUUGGAGAUCCAAAUCGGCCAAUGAAGAUUGGUGAAAUGUACGGUGAACUAUAUGAUAAUGAAUGGACAGAUGCAAUGGAUAUCACUGUCGAAGCCAAAAAAUAUUAUCCUGGCAUGGGUUCAUCAGAAGUAGAGGAAAUUGUUAUUCGUCAUUUGUACAGAUUAUUAAUGUGUACUAAUCAUCAAUGUGUGAUUUUUUCUGCUGAACAAAUGAGCAUCAUCGGGAAAAGUAUUUCGACGACACUUCACUUAGAUGUAAAUUCUGAGGAUGAAUCAUCUUCAUUUCCUGGGUGUAAGGAAAUUACUCAAAUCAGAAGACAGAAUACUGAGAAAAUUGUAAAUUUCUUACUUGAAAAUCAGGUUCUUCAAGAGAAAAUGGUUUUGUAUGACUGGGAAUAUGAACACAAGAACGAACAUUUGGUAUUGUCAUUAAUGAAGACUCCUUUCUUUGAAAAGUGCAUUCGUCUUUGUUGGCUGAUGGCUAUUCAGGAUCCUACUAUGCAUUUGGAGGGAGAUCUUCAACCAGGUUCAACAUUUGAUAAAAAUAUAUACAAAGAAUUUGUACAAAGUGGCGAUAAAGUUAAAUAUGUAGUUUGGCCAGCAAUGUUUUUGCACAUAAACGGACCAUUGCUUUAUAAAGGUGUUGUCCAAGCAUACUGAUAACAAUGACUGAAAUGAACCUCUGUAUAAUGGUAUUGUGUUAAAAAUAUAUCUGUGUUAGAAUAACAACAGGUAAGAGAUACCAAAUUUAUAACUUUAAAGCUUUAAGCAGAAUUAAGAAUUUAAAGGAAAAUACAACCAAUCAAAAUGUGAUCACCUGCUGUGAUUCAAAUCCAACCUGAAUGAAAACAUUCUGUCAUAUACUAAAAUUAAGAUUGAACCAUAUUAAGUGAAGACGUAGACCAACAUAUGAAAAACCACAAACUAGACAAUAACAUUAUUAAAGUCAGUUCUCUGUCUUAUAUUUAUAUAAAUUUCAAGAUUGGUUUAUGUCCUGGAAAUUCAAAUUUUUCUUUUGACUGUGGAAGAAAUAACAAACAGGAACAUGUAAAAAAUUUGAUACUGGUUUACGUGCGCUCAACACAUGGUUUGGCCAUGAACAAAAAAAUAAAUACAUUUGUAAAUGAAAACGUUUGAAAGCAUAAAAUUAAAAAGGGAAUAAAUUCAAACCAAUUUCCUUCAACAUAAAGGUCAAAUUUGACUGAAAUAGUUGCAACCAAAAAACUCCUGAGUCAGCCUCCUCGGUGUUUGGUGGAUUUUGUGUGGCUGAAUCUGUUUUCUUCUCUGUAGCGUUUAAAGACUGUCGUUUGGUAACCUUUUUUGUUAUAAUCUUGGUGUUGUUUGUAUCUCAUAAUUUAUGAACUAGGAAUUUACAAAAUGUAUCAUUUAAAUCAUGGUCGUACAUUGUGCUUCGUGUAUUGAUCCAUCGUAGACUGUCCACUAAUAGUAAAUGUUUUGCUCUAAUAUAUUUUGAGAUUAAUUCUUUGUAAGCCAAUGCAAUCAAUAGGUUGAAGUAGUUCUACAAAAAUCCUUUAAGUAUAUAGUUAUUUUCGGUUAUCUAAUUGGCUUACAAUGCCAGUGGUCACAACUGAAAUGCAUAAUAAAAACUCAGUGAUAAUGUGACAUGGUUAGCAAGGAAUUGUGUUAAAAGAAAUAAAAAUGUCAAAUAUUAAUCAUAAAGCCCAUGCCAAGAUAAAGAAGGAAAACAUUAAAAAUGAAACAUACAUCCUUCCCCCCCCCUCCCAAACAAAAUA
Messenger RNA from Mytilus californianus (California mussel), 3567 nucleotides. RefSeq names its product interaptin-like. NCBI's taxonomy places the organism in Eukaryota, Metazoa, Mollusca, Bivalvia, Mytilida, Mytilidae. The transcript is spliced from 12 exons. The record is from RefSeq and is a predicted model, not a curated record. The coding region runs from base 305 to 2473 and encodes 722 amino acids.